Molecule: messenger RNA, 4914 nt
Organism: Patella vulgata (common limpet)
Lineage: Eukaryota; Metazoa; Mollusca; Gastropoda; Patellidae
Product: beta-1,4-galactosyltransferase 3
Exons: 8
Coding region: 449-1489 (346 amino acids)
Biological process (GO): glycosphingolipid biosynthetic process; carbohydrate metabolic process
Molecular function (GO): N-acetyl-beta-glucosaminyl-derivative 4-beta-N-acetylgalactosaminyltransferase activity
Source: RefSeq, a predicted model, not a curated record
AAUGUCAACAAAUACGUAAGACAGAAUAUAUCUUUGUAGAUACAGGUAAACGAAGGAGCAAGUAUCUACCUGUAAUCUAAACCAUUUAUGGAAAUUAUAUAUAUUCAUGCAACCUACAGAUAAUUCUCUUAAAAGGGAGCCUUUCGAAAUCUUUAUCGGUCAAUAUAAUAUUAUAAAUAAUAGACAUUCACAUUGAUCACAUUAUUGCCUGGUCGAUUCGAUGAGUAAUACGAAGUUUAUAAUAACUUUCAAGUGAUGCGAAAAAUAUAAAAUAUUUUCGUUUUUCAAGAUUUCAUUUAAAUCUAAAUUAUAAUGUAAAACGUUGCAUGAAGAUGACGAAGCGUUUAAUAUUCAACUAGUACAAUUUAAUGUGCGUAUUUUUGUGAAUUUGUACCAGUGACCCUAGAGUGAUAUUGCAGACAAAGGGUGUUUGAUUGAUGAGGCAAUCAUGGCAUCAAAGACAAAACUUAUUAAAAAUGUUAUUAUCAAUAGUUUGAUCUUUGUUUAUUUCUCGGUUGUUGGAUUUUCAUUGUUUAAUUAUCGUAGCCAUUGUGUGUUUACCUCCCCUUCCACGUUACUACGGUUACCACAUUUAGACAAGUCAGAUAGAGGAAGAUGUCGAGUAGAUCUUGAUAAAUUAGAAUUGGCAAAAUUGGAUAUUUUUACAGCCCCAGAAUUUGACUUUAUAUUGGAAAAGAAUCAGCAUGUGAAAAAAGGUGGUGUGUCCAAACCCGUUGGUUGCUCUGCUUGGCAGAAAGUGGCGAUUAUAGUUCCAUAUCGUGAUCGUCUUCAUCAUUUAAAGAUUUUAUUACACCGAUUACACGCCAUGUUGGUGAAACAGCUGAUAGAGUAUAGAAUAUUUGUAAUUGAACAGUCUGGUUUAGACAAGUUUAACCGUGGCAAACUGAUGAAUAUUGGCUAUCUGGAAGCUCUAAAGUUUGGUGAUUUUGAUUGUUUUGUCUUCCACGACGCCGACUUACUACCGGAGAAUGAUCAGAAUUUAUAUAUGUGUGAUCAACAUGCCCGCCAUCUGUCGUCCGCCAUUGAUGAAAUGAGAUAUCAUGUUAUGUAUUAUAAUUAUGCUGGAGGUGUUAUUGCUAUUAAUCGUGAAAAUUAUCAGCGUAUCAAUGGUUAUUCUAAUUUUUAUUGGGGAUGGGGAAAUGAGGAUGAUGAUUUGUCUGCCAGAAUUCAAGAAUCUGGUUUAUUAAUUACGAGACCACCAGAACCUAUUGGAAGAUUUAAAAUGGUGCGGCAUGCUAAAUUAUCUCGAGCUGAACAUGGUAAUGAGUUGUUUUUUGGUUGGCGAGGUCGAUGGCCUGAAGAUGGUUUAAAUGAUGGAGUUGGAAUGAAUUAUACUGUAUUACACUUCACAGAGGAACCAUUGUUUACCAAUAUCACCGUUAAUAUCGGAUCCAGACCUAAAACAAUGCCUAAUCAUAGUACCACACAAGAAUCGUUGUUCUGGUUUUUAAAGUUUUACUAUCCCUAAGAAAAAGAAAGAAGAGUGGUACUCCUGAUUCCCACCAUUUCCUACCAUCCAUUUCCCCCAGUCUGACCCACAAAACCCGUCCUUGCUGUCAUCUUAGCUCUCACCCCUAUCUGACCCACAAAACCCCUCCUUGCUAUCAUCUUAGCCCCCACCCCUCUCACCUCUAUCUGACCCACAAAAACCCUCCUAGCUCUCAUCUUAGCCCCCACCCCUCUCUCCCCCAUCUGACUCACAAAACCCUCCUUGCUCUCAUCUUAGCCCCUGACCCCUCUCCCGAACUACACCUCUAAUUCUUACCAAUAUUUAAUAUUUAUAUUUUUGUAUAUUUUACACAUAUAUAUUUUUUCUAUUCUGUUAAUAAUUCUCUAAUUUAUUACGACUAUGAUGAUGUUAUUUGAAUCACAUCUCCAUGGUUUAGAAUAGAAUUAUAUUUUAUUUAUUAUAUAUUCUCAUUAAUAUUGUUUAACUUCUUAAAAAAAAAUCUCUAUAGAUGAUCAAUCAACAAAAUUAAAUCUUCGUUCUUAUCGACAAAAAACAUACAUCCAACUUGAAAACCUAUUGCCAACAAUAUGGGUUUUCUCCGGGUCCUCCGGUUUCCUCCCACUGCCAAAGACCCUUUCGCGCAAGUGAAUUAUUAAAAUAAGAUUAAACCACAUAUUAGUUCCGAAAUGACCUAGUUUGUGUUGAGUGGACGUUAAACCCCAUUUCUCUCUCCCUUACUGUUAUGGAUAGGAUCUGGUCAUUGUUUCUGAAAACCUAAUGAAAUUAUUGUUAUGCAUCUGAUCAUUGUUUCUGAAAUAUUAUUGUUAACUUUCUGCAUUCUGAUCAAUAAGUCACAUAGAGUCAAUCAGGUAUAUUAAAGUUACAAUUUCAUAUUUUCUAAGAAAGUCAAAACAUAAUUAUUUCUAUGUCUUUUGCUCAAUAGGUUGUCAACUCACUAUUAUACGAUCAUAGGUUAUCUUUCUCACACAUAAAAAUCUUCACACCGAAAAUAAUUACACAAUUAUCUCCCUUGUUUUUCUAUUCCUCCCAUGGAAUAGCUAUCUUCAACUGGUUGAAUUUGAAGUUGAAAAUGAUGUUAUCGACAAUUUCUCAACUGGCAAUAGUGAAUUAUAGGAUUAAUAGGAUUAUUCUUUAACAAGGUAGGACUGUUUAUAGAUACCAUCUAUUUAAGGGCUUUAUUUUAAUACAUUUUAAAAAUAUAACUUAAAAAUAUGAAAUUGUGACUUUAAUAUUUCAACACAAGGUAAAAUUUAAUGGCUACACAAUUAUAGACUUGAUUGUAUCUUAAUAAGAGGGGGGUUGGAUGGCUGAAUGGUUAGCGUGCGCGCGCUGUAACACAAAGUCUGUCAUUGAGUCGACUGGUGUGGUUUCGAAUCCCCGUUGUACGUGACAAGGAGUAGGGUCGCCUGUCCAACCUUGUGGGUUUUCUCUGGGUCCUCCGGUUUCCUCCCACUGCUAAAGACCCCUACGCGCAAGCGAAUUAUUGAAAUAAAAUUAAACCAUAUGUUAGUCCCAAAAUGACCUAGUUUGUUUGGAGUGGACGUUAAACUCCAUUUCUCUCUCUUUAUUUUAAUAAGAUUUUAUUGUAUCAAUACGCCCAUUGAGAGUAGUAUACAUAUUAUUAAAACAGAAUAGAAAUAUUAUAAAUGAAAUGAAAUUGGGUUUAUUGUUCUACUGUUUUGCAACGAGAGACAUUUGGCCCGGAAAGUGGCACCACACAGCCUACUCUGAUAUCAAAAUUCCUAUUGUCAAUGCGUAUACAGGACCGCGUUCUUUUGUCCUAUUAGAUUGUCUUGUGCCAGGUCUUCUGUCCUAAACCAAUGACAAGGAGGGGGGGGGGCGGAUAUGCCAGAACAACCUGAUGAACUUUCUCAGCCGACGCUGGGAAUGAACACAGGGGCCUCAAGGUUAGCGAGCCAACAUCUACUCACUGAGCCACCGCGGAUCCCCAUAGAAAAAAAGACUGGGUGAAGUAAAAUAAUUUGUCUGAUAAUAGUGUAAGGUUUAAGAACAAUAUGGUAAAUCAAAUGUUAAUAUGUUCAAUUACUAAAUUCCUACAAAACUAAUUUCUUUCUUGGUCACUAUAAUAAUAGCGUUUUAUGUAUGACAAUACCCAUGAUUUACAAAGGAACUAUUCUCAUUCUGUACUGGAGUCUGUUCUUGAUUUACACGGGAACUAUUCUGUACUAGAGUUUACCCUUGAUUUACACGGGAAGUAUUCGGUACUAGAGUCUACCCUUGAUUUACACGGGAAGUAUUCGGUACUAGAGUCUACCCUUGAUUUACACGGGAAGUAUUCGGUACUAGAGUCUACCCUUGAUUUACACGGGAAGUAUUCGGUACUAGAGUCUACCCUUGAUUUACACGGGAAGUAUUCGGUACUAGAGUCUACCCUUGAUUUACACGGGAAGUAUUCGGUACUAGAGUCUACCCUUGAUUUACACGGGAAGUAUUUGGUACUAGAGUCUACCCUUGAUUUACACGGGAAGUAUUCGGUACUAGAGUCUACCCUUGAUUUACACGGGAAGUAUUCGGUACUAGAGUCUACCCUUGAUUUACACGGGAAGUAUUCGGUACUAGGGUUAUAGAUUUAUAAUGUUUGAAAAUAGAAAUAAAUAGUAUAGGUUUCACUUAAUACUUUAUAGCACUCGGACGCAAGAACUAUUAAUUGUUUCAAAUAGCUGUCAAGUCAAGUGUUGCGAUUUUUCGUCUGGGUCCUCUGGUUUUCUCCCAUUGGUAAAGACCCCUACGGGCAGGCAGGAUAUUGAAAUACAAUUGAACCAUAUGUUAGCCCCAAAAUUACCUAGUUUGUGUCCAGUGGACGUUAACCUCUCUCCCCCCCCUCUCUCUCUCUCCUGGCAUUGCAUAUAGGUAUGAAAACUACCUUAUGUUAACUCAACAUUCCAUACAAUAUAAUGGUGCCAGUAUCAUUGCUAUAAUAUAAACACAAUCCUGACAACUGUGGUCUGUAUAAGCAGCCUUCACAGAACAUAAACUACAUCCCAUACAAUAUAAUGGUAUCAAUAUUAUAAUAAAACCCCAUCCUGAUAACUGUGGUCAGUAUAAAGGCCUAGGUAGGCCUAUCAUUAUUAUAAUAAAACCCCAUCCUGAUAACUGUGGUCAGUAUAAAGGCCUAGGUAGGCCUAUCAUUAUUAUAAUAUAACCCCAUCCUCAUAACUGUUAUAAAGUCCUAGGUAUCAUUAUUUUCGUCAGUAUUUUUAUUCUUAAAGCUAUCUCAAUAAUUAUUUAAUAAUAUAGACCUACUCCUGUAAUGUAAUUAUUUUAAUCAGUAUUUGUAUUCCUCCAUUUUAUCCUAAAGUACAUGUAUGUAUGUUUUUAUCCAUCGUAUGAACAAUAGUUAAUGUCGUAGUUCAUCUUCACCAUGCCAUCUUUUGUAUAUUAAAUUGAUGUAAAUCAUCACA